AUGACUUAUCGAGAGAAUAAUAUAGUAUUAUCGCAAAUUGUGAAUUCUACGCCUAGAUCAUCGUUUUUUGAUGAGUUGAUUGAAAUACCUAAUAAUACAAUAUUGCUGUCUCAUGACUUGUUCAAAAUCAAUAAAAUAGUGGAUGAUAUAUUUGGCUACUUAUCACAAUUGAUAGGAAUGUUUAGAGAACUUCGGAAUUCAGAGAUGAAGGAGAUGGACGACAUACGGUGGUUUUAUGAAGGCAAAGAUGGGAUAUACGACUUGGUAAAAAACAUGGAAAAUAUCGAUUCUAUUAUAUCACAGCUAUUAGGAACGGUGGAUGCCCACGCACAUGGUCUUCCUGAUUUCACAAGUUUACUCGGCAAGUUUGAAGAGACGAGUGAUCUAUUAUUGGAGGUAAAGAAAUAUCUAAUUGUUUUCAAGAAGAAAGUUGAUAUUGCCAUAAAUUUUGUGGAAAUAAACGAUAAUAUAAUAGGGACGCUUCUACGAGAAAUAGAACAAUGUAUUGACAUUUAUCUGAAUUUACUGGAAUUGAAAUUAUCCAGCCCCAAACGGCACCUAAGUAAGUUCAAUUUGGAAGUAAUCAUAUCUAAGAUGAAGAUAAAUUACCUCACAUCAACUAAUUUUUCGACAAAAUCGUUGCGGCUUCCAACGUUUAAUGAAUUAGAUGAACAUUUAUAUAACGAGUAUCUCAGCUUAGAGGCCAGAAUAUCACCCCUCAAAGUAUCGCUAGAAUAUUUGCCACUCAGGAUCGAAGAAUUCAAUAUAUUCUGUAAAUCAAUAUCAGUUGCAAAUUUAUUUCCUCAUUCGCUAUCUACGAUUGAAGAUAAUCAUUCCAAACUUACCAAAAGAUGGGAACAUUUACAGAACGGAUUGAAAUUAAUAAAAAGGGAGUCAUUGGAUUCCAAAUGGAAUGAAAUAUUUACAUACCUAAUUCACGAAAUCAUUUCCAAAUGUGAUUUUCUUAUCGAAAGUUUGCAGGACAAACGUGAUGAGCAACAUUUAAUAACAGAUGAAAUUGGAUCUACCUAUAAACUAUGUUCUAAUUCCAUUACAUUGAUUACUAAAGCAUUUGCAGAGUCUACUAUUUAUGAAUCACCUUUGGUAUCGUUAUUUAAUGAAAGCCUUGUACCUAAAUGGCAAACUUUAAAUGAAUUACUUUCCGGCCCUUUGAGUUCACCAAGCACUAUAACUCCAAACUAUGCUUCACUUUCAAAUUUAAAUGGUAAUACUCUAAAAACUUAUCACACGUUCAAAAGAUCACCAACUCCAGAGAACUCGAAUAAGGAAAUCUUUCCAAAAAAAUCUGACCAUGGAUUAGGAAUAGAUUUGGGUGUGGAUGUCGCUUCCUCUAGAGUUCCUUUCAGUAUUGAAAAGAAGGAUAGAGUAAGGAAUUUCCUUAGUCCGGAACCUAAAAAUAAUAACACGAAGAGAGACUUGAAGGAAUCCUUCACUAAUAUAGAGGAUGAGGCUGAUCUGAAAUUGGAAUUCUUUGAUAAAGGUGAUAAUGAAUCCAUGAAGGAAGAUGAUGAAAUAACAUUGGUUAAUUCGAAAACUCCAAAGCUUCCAUAUGAGACUGAUCAUAUAAAUCACAAAGUCUCCAGGCUAAAAAUUCAAGAUACCUACGAAUCCGUGAACAUCUGGGACUAUUUAUUGAAUACUAAAUCCAAUUUCCCUUCACGAAUUCCAUUUAUAUCAGAAGACUAUAUCAGUCGAGGUUUGCCUGUCAUAAAAAAGAAAUACCUUACCAAAAGUAAGCGUUCAAGAAUUCCCACAAUCAGCCCUAAUCAUCCCAUAUUCAAUGAUUCUCCCGAAAGACGAAAUGAAAUGAUUUCUUUAAAACCACCAUUAUUCUUAAUAAACAGAUCAAAUACAAUACUGCACCCUUCACCAACACCAACCAGAUCCCGAAUUCAAUCAGAAGACGAAGAUGUAUUCCGCAAGCCUUCUAGAAAACCAUCCAUUAUUCGAAGUUCGAACAGCAUAGUUUCUGGUCAGUUAUCAAGAACAUCGUCCUUAAGCGAGACUAUUACUCCGAAUCUUGUCUAUCAACAAUCACCUACUUAUAGAUCUACAUCCCCUGAUAGACCAUCGUCUUCAAUAGGCUCGAGGUUCGACGAUAAGCAUCUAAUACAACCUCUAAAAAGUGGAAAACCUGACUGGAAAUAA
Debaryomyces fabryi is the source of this 2169-nucleotide messenger RNA. It is a transcript of the gene KAR9, whose product is annotated as Kar9p. Gene Ontology annotation, biological process: nuclear migration along microtubule; establishment of spindle localization; mitotic spindle orientation checkpoint signaling. Lineage: Eukaryota; Fungi; Ascomycota; Pichiomycetes; Serinales; Debaryomycetaceae. The record is from RefSeq and is a predicted model, not a curated record. The transcript has a single exon. Gene Ontology annotation, cellular component: mating projection tip; spindle pole body; cell cortex. The coding region runs from base 1 to 2169 and encodes 722 amino acids.